This is a messenger RNA of Olea europaea var. sylvestris, 2162 nucleotides long. RefSeq names its product sister chromatid cohesion 1 protein 2. Gene Ontology annotation, cellular component: synaptonemal complex; cohesin complex. Bases 149 to 1954 code for a protein of 601 amino acids. The transcript is spliced from 13 exons. The record is from RefSeq and is a predicted model, not a curated record. Gene Ontology annotation, molecular function: chromatin binding; protein binding. Gene Ontology annotation, biological process: mitotic sister chromatid cohesion; replication-born double-strand break repair via sister chromatid exchange; synaptonemal complex assembly. Lineage: Eukaryota; Viridiplantae; Streptophyta; Magnoliopsida; Lamiales; Oleaceae.
CACCUCUGACAGGACAUGACCGUUUUUAUUCCAAAACGUUCCCUUCCACUUCUCCCAGCGAUUCCCCUCCUCUGAAUGUCACACAAACUUGUAACUAUAUAUAUAUAUCGUGAGAGAGAGUUGAGAGAAGAGGAAAUUGGAGAAGAAGAUGUUUUACUCACAAAUGCUUCUAUCAAAGAAGGGGCCUUUAGGCACAGUUUGGUUUGCUGCUCAUUGCCACAAAAGGCUUAAGAAAGAUCAAGUUAAGCAGACUGAUAUUUGUUCUUCUGUGGAUAAGAUUUUACUUGAUGAAGUUCCAAUGGUAACAUAUCGGAUCUUAGCCUACCUUCUUCUGGGUGUUGUGAGAAUAUACUCGAAGAAAGUCGAGUAUCUGUUCCACGACUGCCAUGGUGUUGUUGCUAAACUCAGUAAUUUUAAGGUUGGCGAAAGAAAAGGUGCAAGUAUUGGAGGUAUGCUUGCACCUCAUUACUCUAUCACCUUUCCUAAGAGAUUUGAACUUGAUGCUUUUGACCUAGAAGUCAUGGAAGAUCAAGAUGUAAUUGAUGGAAAUGUGAGAUCUCGUGAAGACAUCAUGCUUGCUGAUGAACUAAGGAAGGAGGGCAACACAGUUAACCAGCUUGGCAAGGAUCAUCAUGAGGAGAAUAUUUCCUUUACUGAUGCUUAUUCGUCUGUUUAUACUCCAGUUAGAGAUGUGUACUCAUCGCACCCUGUGGACAAACAAUUGGGUGUAAGCCCAUCAAAUAAUAAGAGCAACUCAGUAGCGAGCAUGGAGAUAUUUCGUGGGACAGAAUUCUUUUUAGAAGAUCGUCUGGAUCCUAUGGUACUGGACGAGGCUGAAAAUGAACAGGACCAUGGUAGACUAUCUGAUGAAGAGCGUGAGAUUGCAGAAGAGCAGAUGGAGUGUCCGAUGACUAAAUUGAACUUACAAGAAGAGGAACCACAUGAUCUUGCUAGGUCAUUUGAUAAAAAUGAGUCAGUAGAUGCAGAGCAAACAAGACUUCCAGAGACUGUCUUAGAUAGCAGAAAAUGUCAGAGGAUAGAAGAGUUUUCGACAUCCAUUGCAGUUGAUGUAACUUCAGACUCAAAGGAUCCUGGUGGUGCUGCUACACCACCAGGGAUUAUGGCUAUUCGCACUCCGGCUCCGAAGGAGCGUGCGAAAGUUCUGAAGAAGCGGAAGUGUUCAUUCGAUGACACCAUUGCGGUACCUAACAAGAUGUUCAAGCAAUGGAUAGAAGACCCGAGUGAUUUAAUAUGUAAGAGAAAGAAUGCUCCUCAUACCAUUUUACAUGCCUGGAGAGCUCAUAAACUUUCUAAUCUCCCUCGGACUUUCUUGGAUCCUUUGUUCUCCUGUAUCUCAUUAGAUCUUCAAUCUCUUGAAUGCAAAAAGAUAUUGCCAAGCGAGCCAAUUGGAGCUGUGGAAAUAUUUGCAAGUCAAGAUGAAGCAGUAUUUCCUGUCACACCUAAAUCUCGAGAACAAACUCCAAUUGCUCCCGCAACUCCUGUUACUCAUUCAGCCUUACCAAGAGUGCAGGAGAGCAGAGGAGUUUCGGACAUUUUGGAACCUUCAACCUCAAAUGAAAUCCCCGAGAAGGCGUCUUCUAUGAGUGAAGACCUGGAAUUGAAUGUUACUUUAAUGGAUGAGGAAAAAGAUUCAUCUGAGGAUAUUGGCCAGGAAAAAAAUAUACUAUCUGCGAGAACAAAAACGAUUGCAAGAUAUCUAUAUGGAAACUUUGUUAGACAAAAGAGAUGCAAAGAGGAUGCUGUAGUGAAAUUGGCACAGGUUCUCAAAGGAAAAACCAAGAAAGGAAGUGCGAGGCUAUUCUACGAAGUACUGGUUUUGAAAACCGGGAAAUGCAUAGAUGUAAGGCAGGACAAUCCGUAUGAGGACAUAUUUCUGCUCGAAACUCCUGUACUGAGGCAGUUGUUUGAACCUGAAGGAGGAGCACAGCUUUAGUCUGCAUUUGUAGGUGGUGUGUAUAGGAAAAGCAGAUCUGGACAAUGCAGUAAGGAAGGGUGUUUAUACUGUCUUUUUAGGAUCAAAAUCUUGGGUUUUGUAAUUUAACAUUCCGUUUUUCUUAAUCCGAAACUUGAUCAUUUCUCUCAAUAUGUGGAUGAGUUAUAGCAUUAACUGUAGCGCUUAGGAGAAUGUGUAAUUAAAAAGU